Pangasianodon hypophthalmus (striped catfish) is the source of this 6422-nucleotide messenger RNA. RefSeq lists its product as uncharacterized. The coding region runs from base 182 to 5788 and encodes 1868 amino acids. Lineage: Eukaryota; Metazoa; Chordata; Actinopteri; Siluriformes; Pangasiidae. The record is from RefSeq and is a predicted model, not a curated record. The transcript is spliced from 2 exons.
GUUGCUUUAAAUUCCAGCACCAGAAGCGACAGUGUGCACGUGUGUGAGUGUGUAUCCGUGGUGAGAGUGUGUAUGGAUCAUACAAACUGGAUUAAAUAUUAACCAACUGAGUGCUGGAGCUUUUGAAGGCAUCUUCAGAACCUACCUCAUCACUGAAGAACCAGGGGAGGCAUCCUUCACAAUGCAAGCGUACACUCAGAUGCCACCUGUUGGACUUCGACUGCACACUUCACAGCAGACUUCCUGCAGUAUGGUGCCUAGCCCUGAAGCGCAGGCACAAUAUUACAUUGUACAACAAAAUAAUCAACAGUCUCAUGGGUUAUGUAACGGACAGACUUCCUCCCAGCCUGUUUCAAGUUCAUCUAAUUUGCAGUUGAGACAGAUGCCUCAAGCGUGGUUUACCAACUCACAGAAUCAGUUGCUUCUUGGAAAUUCAGCUUGUAUGAGAGCUACUUUACCAAUUGAACAGUGUGCACCAUUGCCAGCUGCUCAGCAUGGGACCCCCACUCAAAACCUCAGCCAUCAUCCCCAAAUCUUGAUUAGAAAUACUGUUCCUCAGCAGAAUUAUAAUAUGCCACGCUUGCACAAUGUCAGUAGUACAACAACUGUUUUUUGGUUCCCUCCUGCUAAUAGCAACACAAGUUCUGCAACUGAACAGAAUAACCUGACACAUCGGUCAGUUCCACCUCAGUAUGAGACUUUGAAUGGGCAUCAUAACAGAAUGCAGAUUGCCCAUCAACCUCAAUCUCAGACGCAAAAAACAGAUCUGUUUGUUCAGAUUCUGUCUAACCAGGCACCACAGAAAAUUCACAAUAAUCAAGGUCAGAUAAGAGGAGGAAAAAGAAAUGGUGCUUUAUAUAGCUCUGUUAACCACUUCCCUGCUACAUCACAAAGACUUAUCACUCCAUCCCAGCCUUCAAACUACAGUCAUCAGACUGGUCAGAGCCACUUGAGCUAUACCGGGAAUCAGGUUCAAUAUUCAUCACAAAUCCAGCGUCAGCCUCCUCCAUACAGAGCGGAGAACAAUUCUGCCAGUUACAGUCAUUUAAAACAUAGUAGGAAUAAGCACCAAAGUUUAAUGUCAAACCUACCCCAUCCCCCACUAUACACAAGCCAGCCAAUUCAGAGGAUAAAUCAAAGUUCAGCAUUAAGUUUACCUAAGGACAGUAUCCAGCCCCAGACUCCACUGCAGCAAUGCAACACCAUACCAGUUUCUGGCCAUCACAGCAAGACAUGCCAACCUGCUGUACCUGAUAUUCAUGCCAAAACACAGCCACAAGUCUUAAAUAACACAAUCACUGGGUUCCCUAGAUCCUCCCAGGUUGCAAUAUCUUCUAGCACUCCUACCAGUGAAGCACCACCUCCCAUCUAUACAGAAUCUACUCUCGACUACUCCCGGGUCACUCUAAUGGAUUUGCUGGUAAAGGACAACACACAAGUUCCUGCUCAAAGGCAUGGCACUAAUCCUCUAUCUCAUCUCAAGUGCAACUUUACCACACAGGGACAAACACCCAGCCACAUUACCACUAAGGCAAGCUACUCUCAGACACCAGAAUCUGCCCCAUACUGUGGUGCUCCUGCAACCCUAUACAGUAAAGAACUUCAAACAGUCAGCGAGUACCAGACACCUGUCAAAAGAACAGCCAUCUUAAAAGAGAAUGAGCAUGCACUUGGUAAUCAAGUGAAAACACCAGAUGUUCAAAGCUUUGAAGGGAUGCAGAGCAGAAGAUUGCAAACAGACUUAAACACUGAGAGAAAAGAUGGACAUAAGAGCAAUAACAGACAUGAAGAGGGGCAGUACAGUGAGGACAUAACUAAAUCUCUGGACCUGGUAAUGGCACUACAGAAAGUGGUUCAACAAUCCCACAAAGCAGUAGCUGUAGUUCCACCCAUUUCUCAGCAGGCCCCCAGUCCAGAAAAGAAAGCUCAUGUAACCACAAGCUCUAAUGACAGCCUGCCCUUCAAGAUAGAUGCUGUCUGGACUCUCAAGGAGAGCAAGAAUAUGGAGCAAGAGUCAACUGCAAUGAGUCUGCCCAAAGAAACCACUGAGGAAUUACUGCAGUUGUUUUCAGUACCACACUCUGAGACACAGGAACGUAACAAACAUGAAGAUGGAUCUACAGUUGACAGCCUAAUACCCGACACUCAAAGCACUGAUAUUCCUCAGUCUAAAAUUGGAUCUACCACAUCUCAAGGCCUUGUUUCCUCUACUGCCUUGAUAUCAAAAAGUCCAGAGGAUCACAACAAAGUCAAGACUGGUAACUCAAAUGGCAAUAUAUUUGAUUUGUCCCAGGUUCAAGUGCUUAAUUUUACACUGGACAAAUUUAAUAACUUGGUGAAGGUUUUAGAAAGAAUACUAGACAGAAGUGUAAAAGACCCAGUAGCAGAUCUUGAGAAGUGUCUCCUAGAUCUCUAUUGGGAUGGAAGCACAAAAAACAUAGAAAAACAAAUACACACAUUCACUGCAGAGUGGUCUAGCCUCUCUUCUGAAGUGUCCAUAAAAGAAAUGCAGACAGCAGUGUUUCAAUACCUUAAACCCAAAGACUUAAAGAUGCUGGUACAUGGUUACCACAUUUUGAAAAAUGACACAAACUUACCAACUGAGGAAUUUAGGUCCUCGUGGUUGAACAUUGAUGGACAGCCAGCUGAUAUAGAAAAUGUUCUUGCAGAACCAAUUUUGGAUGUUAAUCUUACUGAUUAUGCUUUAUAUGGAGGUUUCAACACUCUUAACAUUUAUUCAGAGUCUGAAACUUCUAAAAAGGUGAUUCCUGCAACAACUGAUUUCCAGAAUGACAAGAUGAUUAACAAAGAGCUUGCAAACACGCAGGUAUGUGAAAGUAAAUCUACUGAUAAAGUCUCCAAAGCACAGGAAGCAUCAAAGAAGCAAGAAGAUGAAAACCUUCAGAAACAUCAGCAGCAAGAUGUAAAUUUGAAUAUUGAAGAAUCUAUAGACUCAAAUGAAACAGCAGACACACUGAUGGAGAGCAAAAGCAAAACAGAAUGUGAACAAGUCUGCAGAGAUACAAGUGAGGAUAUCACUUCUUCCACUGAAAUUGUUGAGCAGAUAGAUCUUUCUAAUGAUGUCGAUUCCAGCAACGACUCCCAAUUAAUCGAACUCUCACUUCUGUCAUCUGAUGAUGCUAGAACAAUUUUUAAGGAAUACUCUGGUUGUGAUUUGCAAAUAGAGCCUUCUCAGUUGUGCCAAGAUGAAACAAAGGUUUCAGCCACCCCAGAGAAUGAGUCUAAUGAUUUCUGCAAUACAGCCAAUCAAAUCAAAUUCACUUGCCCUCAUGUGACUGACAUCGACUGGGAUGGUGAACAUUUCUGCCCCAGGUGCUGGGAAGAGACACCUUUACUGGAGCUAGACCUGGAAGAAGGUCUGUUCAGCCCAAAGGGGGGUAGUUCUAAUAUGAGAACUCCUCCUAAACAAGGUCAUCAUAAUCAAAGCUGUACUCCACAAUCUGGUAGACCAGACUCAAAUUGUACUGUAUUAUCCGAGAGUAGCAGCAUAGCUGACUCGUCAACUCCAAACGUUGAUGUAUUUGAAGUGAACAUCUCAGAACCAGACCCUAAUCCGAGUGAUGCAGUAGAGAGUUGUAGCUCACAGUUUGGUAAAUCACCAGUUAAAGAACCACAUGCACCUGUGUGCACUGAAAGUGUUAGCUUCACUAUGCCAAUUGAUAAACAAGUCGGUGAGUCUAAGAGUUUAUUGGGACCAGAGUUAUCCAAGGCUCUGUCUUGUGCACAAAACAUUGAAAACUUGGCCAUUCCAGAACAGACCAAAACCCUAAGAGAUGAAGUUUCUCCACCAAAUAGUCCACCAUGCAAAAAGUUAAAACUAACCAAAAUUACAGAAAUACCUGCAGAAGAUGACCUUUUCACUGCUGAUAUUGUGACCAAAAAAGCUAGCUCCACAAAACCACUUCCAAGUGACCAUAGUGUUACUCCAGCUGAAGAUGGCCAGAAUUGUAAAGAUGAAGGAAAAAAUAGAGUAGAAGAAAGUAAGUCUCCAAUCAAGCUGAAAAUUCAAAUUAAUACUCAGUGUCCACAAUCUGGUAGACCAGACUCAAAUUGUACUGUAUUAUUCAAGAGUAGCAGCAUAGCUGACUCGUCAACUCCAAACGUUGAUGUAUUUGAAGUGAACAUCUCAGAACCAGACCCUAAUCCGAGUGAUGCAGUAGAGAGUUGUAGCUCACAGUUUGGUAAAUCACCAGUUAAAGAACCACAUGCACCUGUAUGCACUGAAAGUGUUAGCUUCACUAUGCCAAUUGAUGAACAAGUCGGUGAGUCUAAGAGUUUAUUGGGACCAGAGUUACCCAAGGCUCUGUCUUGUGCACAAAACAUUGAAAACUUGGCCAUUCCAGAACAGACCAAAACCCUAAGAGAUGAAGUUUCUCCACCAAAUAGUCCACCAUGCAAAAAGUUAAAACUAACCAAAAUUACAGAAAUACCUGCAGAAGAUGACCUUUUCACUGCUGAUAUUGUGACCAAAAAAGCUAGCUCCACAAAACCACUUCCAAGUGACCAUAGUGUUACUCCAGCUGAAGAUGGCCAGAAUUGUAAAGAUGAAGGAAAAAAUAGAGUAGAAGAAAGUAAGUCUCCAAUCAAGCUGAAAAUUCAAAUUAAUACUCAGUGUCCACAAUCUGGUAGACCAGACCCAAACAUGAAUGUAUGCUCAGAGAGUAGCAGCAACUCUUCAGAUCAUUCAGCCUAUAGAGUUAAUAUGAGCGUCACAGAAACAGACCCUAAUAUAGGUGAUUCAGUUCAGAGCUGUAGCUCACCGUCUGGUAAAUCACCAGAUAAAGAAGCGCAUGGACGAGUAUGCUCAGAGAGUGUUAGGGUCACCAUGCCAAUUGAAAAACAAGUUUGGGAGGCUAAUAGUUUGUCGGGGGCAGAGUUACCCAAGGCUCUGUCUCUUACACAAAACAUUGCAAAGAGUAAGCCAGUCAUUCCAUCACAGACCAAAACAUCAAGAGGAAAAGUUUCUCCACCAAGAUAUACACUAUGUAAAAAGAUAAAGAUUACCAAAACUACAUUAAUACCUGCGGAAGAUGACCUUUUCACCCCUGAUAUUGUGAUCAAAAAAGAGAGCUCCCCAAAACCACACCCAAGUGCCCUCAAUUCUACUCCUACUGAAGAUGGCCGGCAUUGCACAGAUGAAGGGAAAGAAAGAGGAGAAGAAAGAAAAUCUCCAAACAUGUUGAAAACUCAAUGUAAUCAGCCUUCUGGCCAAACUAAAACAGAUGCACAUGGGAAAUGGAAAAAGCUAUCUGUUAAGUCUCAAGUGCCAAAUGUUACACCUCAGCCGAAAAGACCAUCUGUGGCGGCAAAUUCUGACACAAACAAAGAGAAGGUACUUGGUAAGACAAAACAAACUGGACAAAACAAAGGAAUGAAAAAAAUGAGAUUUGCAUUGUAUGGAUUCAGUAAUAGCAACCAGAGCAAAAUUGUUCAGCACCAAUGCUACAACAGGACAAAGUCAACCACAGCUCCUGCUUAUGUUACAAUUGCAAACAGCCCUGAAACUGCCCAGAGCUACACAGAUGCACUUUCAGCUAAGCAAAAGGUCUAUAGCCAGUGGAGUAGCACAUUUGUGGAAACAAAAAAGAAUACCUCUUCACAUAAGAAACAUCAAAAACAUGUGAAAAAUGAACUGAAAUCCAGGACAGAAGCACUCAAAAGACUUAUUAAAGACAGAUUAGCUAUAAAAGAUAAGCAAAUCACAGAUGGUACGAAGCAUAAACAAAGCACAGAUUUUGUUGUUGCACAAGAGUUGCCAAAAAUUUGAAGUGUACCAUUGCUGAUGAAAACUUAUAACCAUUAGAACACAAAGUACACUGGUUCUUAAGUAGUAUAUUAGAAAAUAAGCUUGUAUUGUAUGCUCCUUUGUGUCAAAUAAGUCAUUGCUUAUAAACUCUUUUUGUGGUAAGUUGUAAAAUCUGGUCUUAUGGCUAAUUUCAGUGCUGAAUCCACACUCUGGUAAUUUCUUUUCUUUCACUAGAAAUUUCUGUGUCACUAGAUGUGUGUCACAUCUAAUGUGUCAAGUGUCACUAGAAAUUUCUAGUUAAAGAGAAGGUUCUCUUUUUUUGUUCUCUUUCCAAUGCCAGUGGCAUAACCUACUUGAAAUGGUUGUUUCGUUUAACUGAUAACGUACUGUGUAUUAUCAUUUUAAUUCACCACAUUUUUAGUGGUUUUAUGAAAUGCUGAGAUUUCAUGCUCUAUGAGCUGGGAGCUUGAUCGCCAUUGAGAACUUUUUACCUUUUUAUAUUGUUGAGAUUUUACAACGUAUUGUCUGUAUAUUUGUAAACACUUUUUCAAUAAAGUUUGUAUGAAAAUAUUGUAAUGUUCUUGGAAAUAUUAGUUAUGACAAACAAUACUCUUCAACUGUUUGAACAAAUUAUGAACACAGAGGAUUGCUUACA